Molecule: messenger RNA, 2035 nt
Organism: Mytilus californianus (California mussel)
Lineage: Eukaryota; Metazoa; Mollusca; Bivalvia; Mytilida; Mytilidae
Product: MAM and LDL-receptor class A domain-containing protein 2-like
Exons: 16
Coding region: 1-2025 (674 amino acids)
Biological process (GO): nervous system development
Cellular component (GO): membrane
Source: RefSeq, a predicted model, not a curated record
AUGAAUGUUGUAUUACAGAUCUGUGUAAAACACAAGGAUGUGGGGAAACAGGUAAUAAUUACAUCACAGUGUAAUGAAUGUUGUACUACAGAUAUGUGUAUCACACAAAGAUGUGGGGAAACAGAUAUGUGUAACACACAAAGAAGUGGGAAAACAGAUCUGUGUAACACACAAGGAUGUGGGGAAACAGAUAAUAAUGCUGCUGGUGUAAAUGUGUGUUAUCGCUGUUCUGGUAAUUUACAGUCUGAAACAUGCCAUAAAAUAGCUUUCUGUAAGCAGGAUGAGUUAUGUUUCACGAAGGAAGAGUUCAGAAAUGGAGAAAAAUACAUUUUCACCGGCUGUAUGGAAAAGCGUAUGUGUAAUAUGGACAUUGAUUCUAUAUUUGGAAAGAGGGCAGAACCUGAUCUACAAUGUUGUUCCGAUAACCUAUGUAACGGUCAUAUUAACCAAACACUGACGACAAUAAAACCUUCACAAACGUCAUCAACCCCAGUUAUUCCGGCGUCAACAACCCCAUUUAUUCCAGCGUCAACAAGUGCUCCCGUUACAUUAAUACCAAGCGAAUGUACAAAUACAGCUUCAUCUGUAGUAUCACCAAUCAACUGUGACUUUGAAAAAGUCGAUAUCUGCAAUUACAUGGAAGAUAAUAACAAUAAAAUUGAUUGGAGAAGACACACUGGUAUGACGUCAUCAUUGAAUACCGGACCGUCUGCUGAUCAUACCACGUCCAAAGGUUACUACAUGUAUAUAGAAACAUCUCUUGCCUUAAGAAAGGGAGAUAGCGCUAGGAUAUGGUCUAUGCCAACAUCAUCGACAAAAGGUCAGUGCAUAUCCUUCUGGUAUAACAUGUAUGGUGUCUCCAUAGGAACACUCAAUGUCUACAUCGCUGACAAUUCUACCGGUACUGAGCAGAUAAACCUGGUAUGGUCCCUGUCUGGUAACCAAGGCAACACAUGGCACAUUGCAAACGUCCCAUUGUCGGAUCUACAGUCGAUGAAGGUAAUAUUUGAAGGAAUUGCUGGGGACGGCUACACAGGAGACAUAGCCAUUGAUGAUAUACAACUGAUGGAUGCAUGUCCCUGUCCGGACAGUAUCCCUACCCCGGGGCCUUCAACAAUCGCUCCUCUGUCAACAGAAUAUCAAACAGAUAGUACAACACCACCUUCAAUUACAAUAACAUCUCAGGCAUCCGAGGCUACAUCUACACUACCAACCACUACGGAUAGUACAACACCGCCUUCCAUUACAUUUACAAUAACACCUCAGGCAUCCGAGGCUACAUCUACACUACCAACCACUACGGAUAGUACAACACCGCCUUCCAUUACAUUUACAAUAACACCUCAGGCAUCCGAGGCUACAUCUACACUACCAACCACUACGGAUAGUACAACACCGCCUUCAAUUACAUUUACAAUAACAUCUCAGGCAUCCGAGGCUACAUCUACACUACCAACCACUACGGUAACACUACCUCCAGUAUCAACCAGUCCUACUAUUGUGGAAUCGCCUAUUAAUUGUGCCUUUGAAAACACUAGUAUCUGUCACUACCGGCAGGAGUCAGGGGAAGAACAUGAUUGGUUAAGACAUUCGGGUAGGACCAAUUCUCUAAAUACCGGACCAAUUGCGGACCAUACCUAUAAUACUUCCAGAGGCCAUUAUGUGUACCUAGAAUCAUCAAAUUCAAUAAAGAAAGGAGAAAUAGCAAGAUUAUGGACACCGUUGAUCACACCAACAAAUGGUCAGUGCUUGUCGUUCUGGUACAACAUGUACGGCAUGACUGUGGGAAACUUAACAAUUUAUACCGGUAACAACUCAACAGGAAGUGAACAGUUAGAUAGCGCUAUAUGUACAAUCUCUGGAAAUCAAGGACAAUCGUGGAAACAAAAAUGUAUUCUUCUACCGGAUUCUAAACCAAUAAAUAUUGUGUUCGAGGCAGAAACAGGGGAUGGCUACACGGGAGAUAUUGCCUUAGAUGAUGUCAAUCUUAACUUUGUUUGUCCAUGUCAAGAUACUUGUAGCUGAGAUAUGUGAC